AUGAUAGGUGGUGUCACAGUUCUGUUCAGUGGCGAUUUCCGACAAACGCUUCCCGUGGUGACGCGGGGAUCAAGGGCUGACGAGGUGAGUACUUCGUUGUGGUCACGAGUUCGUACGCUGCGCUUGAUCAUCAAUGUGAGAGCUCAGGACAUCAGUCGUAUACCGCACCAGCAGAAUUCUUGGCUGUGUGAGCUAGCCAUUUGGACGCCCAAUAAUGAUCAGACUGCAGCAAUUAACGAAUACAUUCUCUUGGAAAUUGAGGGGAAUGAAUUGGUCUACACCUCUAUAAAGUUUGAAUUUCUGAACUUCCUAUCAGCAAGUGGACUUCCAGCGCAUACCAUCAAGCUGAAGGUCGGUGUCCCGAUAAUGCUUCUUCGGAACCUAUCUCCUCCGAAGUUGUAUAACGGGACCCGCCUUAAAAUCAUCUCGCUCCACAGACACGCCAUUGAGGCGGAAAUCCUUACGGGUUGUGGCGUCGGCGAGGCAGUAUUUAUACCACGUAUUCCCCUCAUACCUCAUAACUUCGCGUUCCAGUUCAAGCGCGUACAGUUUCCCGUGAGUGUUUGCUUCGCGAUGACCAUCAAUAAGUCGCAGGGGCAGACACUGAGGGCAGCGGGUGUCGACCUCAGGACGAGCUGCUUCUCACACGGACAGCUCGUGACCAACAUAUUCCUGGUGAACCUGUCGGUGGCGGACCUGCUGGUAACGCUGUUCUGCAUGCCAGUGCAAAUCGCCAAGUCGGUCACCCUCAUCUGGUACUUCGGCGAGGUCAUGUGCAAAACUGUCAACUUCCUACAGGGUGAGUUCUGUAGGAAAACCUAA
Chilo suppressalis (striped riceborer) is the source of this 822-nucleotide messenger RNA. NCBI's taxonomy places the organism in Eukaryota, Metazoa, Arthropoda, Insecta, Lepidoptera, Crambidae. The record is from the annotation of a GenBank genome assembly.